AGCAACAAACGAAACAAACUAUGGCUGAAUUCGAUCCAGAAGCUUUAAAAAAGUUUUUUAGAGGCUUGGAUGCCACUAAAAAAGACGAUGCCCCACCAUGUCCAACAAUCAGGCCUAACAACAGUUUUUGCCCAGAAGCUGCAGAGAGUGCAGCAAGAUUUCUUCAUAAGGAUCUGAAAGGACUUGGUAUUAGUUUAAUUCCAGUAAUUCACGUUCUAACUAAUCUUAGUAAUGAGCAAAGGCAGAUAGUUAAAGACAAGUAUAACGACAUCUUCAAUAGAAAUCUCAUUGAAGACUUGAGAGAUGAUUUACUCGGAGAUUUCGAGACAAUUGUACUCUUUCUUAUGCUUCCAAGAAAAGAAUUUGACGCUCAAUGUGUAAGAAGAGCUCUAUUUCCUAACGAAGCGCAAGGAGAGGAUUAUAAGGAGCAUUGGUUAUUAGAAAUUCUAUGCGCUGGAACUAAAGAUCAAAUCAUCGCCUUAAAGGACGUCUACAAUGAAAAAUUUAAUUCACAACUUACCGAUGAUAUUGCUGCAAAAACUCAAGAAAAGCCCCAAUUACAAAAAUUACUCUUGGCACUUUGCGAAGCUGACAGAGAACAAAUUAAAUUUAAGGAUAUUGACUUAUCUCUUGCUGAAGCUGAUGCUGAAACUAUCUAUAAGUUAUGUAUAUCUAUCUUUAAUCCAACUACUUCUUUUCACACUGAUAUCUAUUUAGAAAUAUCUGUUCAUUUUGCUAUUUGGUCAAAACAGGCUACGGAAGGGAGAGAAGGUACUGAUAUGGAUUCUUUAAUAGAUGUUUUUACCAAUAGAAGUUGGGCUCAUCUAAGAGAGGUAUUUUCUAUCUACAAACAACAAAGGGAAAAAACUCCAGAAGAGACUAUUGAGCAAGAUUUGCAAAACAAUGCAAAAACCGGUCUCCUCUUUCUAGCUAAAUUCGCAAGGGAUCGUUACGAGUACUUUGCCGAUCGUAUUAAAGAAGCACUAAAUGGAGAGGUUGAUGAUGAUGAAUCAGUUUAUAGACUACUUAUAGCUAGAUCAGAGAUUGACCUUCAAAACAUAAGAAUAUCUUUUAAAGCGAAAUACAAGAAAACUCUGGUGAAAUUCAUUAAACAAGAAUUUGCGGGAGAUGUACAGAAGAUGCUCAUCAAAAUUUUGGAUCCAUUCAUUAUCUUAUAA
Dimorphilus gyrociliatus is the source of this 1178-nucleotide messenger RNA. Lineage: Eukaryota; Metazoa; Annelida; Polychaeta; Dinophilidae. The record is from the annotation of a GenBank genome assembly.